AUGGCGUCGUUUUCAAAAUUCGCUACCACUCUGCCUAGCCGCAGCUUGAGGAUACGCCGUCCUGCUCAGUGCACCGACUUCUUCUACGCACGACCUCCCCAACCCAGAUCUUUCACCCACAAGCCUUCUCUCCUCGUGGUGGCACGGCCCAUCCUACGGCCGCAGCUACCUUUCCUAUACCCUGGAAGUGCGCGCUAUGCAUACCUUGGACGAUACAUCUCCACCGAACGCAAACAGCGAUGGAAGGAACAGUUCUGGCGCUAUGUCCGCAUUAACGCAUACCUGUGGCCCGCGGCUCUUCUGCUCACUGUCUUGUCGAUGGGCAUGAUUCACACCAAGCUCGAACGAGAUUACCCGACACCACGCGAAUGGUCGUUCUGGAGCCGAUGGGGAAUGCGGGAAGCCAAGUUUACGGAACUCGCGGAUAAUGCCAAAAUAAAUGCCAUCCUCACGAACUGGGCUAAAGCUGGCCGAUUAUACUUGAGCGUCCUGGAGAGAUUGGAGAGCGAAAAGUACGACGGAACGAAUCUGAUCGCUGAGGACGGCGCCCGGGUACCAGCGCAUGGAUUUCACGAGGAGGCGUUCGACGUCAACGCCAAAAGCGAACAAUGGCGACGGGGGUACCACGAAGCAUUGAUGGGUGCUGCGCGCGUCGCGGAGAAUCUGGUGGGCAUGUGCAAGCUGAAGGGCGACGAGCGAGGCCAGAAGGUGUAUCCCAGGGAGAGCAUACCGGGACCCGAUAACCCACGGCCCAAGCCACUCCCGUUCGACAAGAGACACGGCCACGUUACACCGCCGAGUUCCGACCAAGUCGAAGAUGCAUUCCCAAGUCCUGACCUCUUCUACCAAAAGAUAUUGAACACAGCGGGUUUUGAUACUCGCCAACGCCUAGAUGCAGCUCUGGCGUAUGCAGACUGGAAUGAUUUCCGCGGAAAUAAGGACGUUGCAGAGAACACAUUCAUUCUCGCCGCCGAGAUUGCUCAACGCGGCCUGCCUGCUGGCUCUGGCAGAGUCGUAAAUGUUGGCACAGGAAUGAUACUGAAGGGGCGAGAAGACGCCGUCACCGACAAUGUACUACGAGUCUGUACGGCCUUUGGAGUACAUCACGCGAGGAAUGGAGAUGUAAAGAAGGCGUUGCCCGUUUUCCUGAGCGUGCUGCGCGCUAGGAAGAAUUUACCUGCUUCUCCUAUUGCGCCUAUUGCCACAAUGCCGAAGCCCGUGGUGGAGGAGCACGAAGGACUGUGGGCGUAUGUCUCUGCUCUGAAGGACUGGAUCAUUGAACGACCUUAUCCUCCGCCCCCACCAUCUGGAAACGAAAGGCCAUUCCACACGUUGAAGGAGGCGUGCGAAGAAGUGGGGCUAAUGACUUACAUUGGUGAGAUCCUCUUCGCGACAAGCGACAGCGAACGAGAGAAAGGUCUUAGCUGGACCAGAGACAGCGUUGAAGCUGCCGAAGCAAUCAUGUGGGUUAUGGACGAGCAAAAGGAACGGGACGGUAGAGAUCGAUGUCGCGAGUGUCUGGAGACGGGGCUUCACAAUUGGAAGGCCAUGUCUCAGCAGAUGGCUCGCCUGGCCGCGAAGAAGGAGGAGGAAAUCCAAACUGGAAAAGGUCUAUUUGGCCUCGGACUGGGUACAGCACAGCAGCUCGAGAAGGCGCGAGUUGAGAAGAGGAGGUGGGAGGAGGAAAACAUUCAGAUUGACCUGAGAAGACAGAAAACCUUGCCCUUGCUACAGGAGCCUCUACAGCCCGUUGUGGGAGGAUGGUUGUCGACCCGUGUCUGA
This is a messenger RNA of Cladophialophora yegresii CBS 114405, 1782 nucleotides long. RefSeq lists its product as uncharacterized. The coding region runs from base 1 to 1782 and encodes 593 amino acids. The record is from RefSeq and is a predicted model, not a curated record. NCBI's taxonomy places the organism in Eukaryota, Fungi, Ascomycota, Eurotiomycetes, Chaetothyriales, Herpotrichiellaceae. The transcript has a single exon.